UUUAUGUGCAUUAGUAUCCCCAAAAGGUUUUCCAAGGCAGAAAGCCAGAAAGUGAUCUCGAAUUCUAUCAACGGCGAUGGCGGACAGAGGUUCUGAGUCGAAGAAAUCUCAUCCAGAGGAUGCAAAAUCCCCGAACUUGAUUGAAAGAGGCAAGGAAGAGAUCAAGGCAACGAUUGGCACCGAAAAAUCACCUAGCCAUGACAAGGAAACACAUGGAACGAGCAACGACAUUAAUGAAGACACGCCAAUCGAUUCCGUCAAAGGACCGGGCGUCCUUGAAAGAGCAAAGGAAGAGAUUGAAGCUAUAGGCGAAGCUAUUGUAGAAGCAAUUCACCCUAAGAAGUAAAAUCUCGAGUGGUAGCCACUUGUUGUAACUAUUUAUGCCAUAAGGAUCGCUAGUUAAUCGUUUCAUCUUCUAUUAGUAUGAUCAUUUGAGCAAAGUUGUCUUGUCCCUUUGCCAACUAAGCUACACGCCCGAGGGUUCUAUAGUAUCAAUCAUUGAUGAUCAAUUUUUUCACAAUUAAAGGAAAUCAACUCGGUUUGUUGUUUUA
Messenger RNA from Cynara cardunculus var. scolymus (artichoke), 551 nucleotides. RefSeq lists its product as uncharacterized. NCBI's taxonomy places the organism in Eukaryota, Viridiplantae, Streptophyta, Magnoliopsida, Asterales, Asteraceae. The record is from RefSeq and is a predicted model, not a curated record. The transcript is spliced from 2 exons. The coding region runs from base 77 to 346 and encodes 89 amino acids.